Messenger RNA from Pleurotus ostreatus (oyster mushroom), 657 nucleotides. RefSeq lists its product as uncharacterized. Bases 1 to 657 code for a protein of 218 amino acids. The record is from RefSeq and is a predicted model, not a curated record. The transcript is spliced from 4 exons. NCBI's taxonomy places the organism in Eukaryota, Fungi, Basidiomycota, Agaricomycetes, Agaricales, Pleurotaceae.
AUGGCGGACCCAGUGGCAGACAAGUCAGGAUUCCUGCGCAUGUACAUGAGCAGCCAUCCUGAUACCCUCGUUGCCUACGCAAAGUGGUAUGGCAAGGUUACAGAACCGAUUGCAAGUGCAGAGAUGACCGCCAUAGACUCGCGGAGUAUGACUCUGACCUGUUCCAUGAAGGACGGGGCGAAGAAAGUCGCAACAGUACCGCUGGAACCUCCCUUGUCAGGGUACGAAGAGGUCAAACCGAGGCUGCUCGAGAUGAAAGCCAAGGCGCAAGAGGGUUUGGGAAUGAUCAAAGCCCCCCAGUUGUCGACUUUCAAAUUAAACACCGUUGCGACAAUAAAGACCGGUGCUGCUAUCGCACUUCUGUGUUACCUCACUUUCUUCCCUCGAGGGAGCGCGUCGCCCUUCUUCUAUCCCGCUCGAACCGCCCAUACAUUGAUAGGAGGGGAUUUCCCCCUCCAAGUAGCGUGGAUCGCCCUCGGCGUCACGCACGCCCUCGAAAGUCUCUAUACGUACUCUCUUUGUAGGAGACACCGAACGGGGUUGCUCGUCGGAACCGGAUAUGUGCUCUCUACGUUCGUCUUUGGUUUCACCGUUUGGGUAGAACUCCGAAGGCGGAUACAGCAAAUGAGAAUCGACUCUGUAAUGAAGGUAGAGUAA